Molecule: messenger RNA, 4743 nt
Organism: Marmota flaviventris (yellow-bellied marmot)
Lineage: Eukaryota; Metazoa; Chordata; Mammalia; Rodentia; Sciuridae
Gene: Mroh2b
Product: maestro heat like repeat family member 2B
Cellular component (GO): cytoplasm; acrosomal vesicle
Source: RefSeq, a predicted model, not a curated record
AUGGAGGAAUCCUCAGAGAUUUUUGGUGAUAUUAAUCUCACUCUUGGGAUGCUGAACAAGGAGGAUAAUAUUAGUAAGGAAGACAUUUACAGUCAUCUCACGUCUAUUAUUCAGAAUUCUGACAUCUUGGAUGACGCAAUUGUCCAACGGUUGAUUUAUUACACUUCUAAGGACAUGAGAGAUAACCAUAAUCCCAGAGAAAUCAGAAUGCUAGCUGGUGAGGUUUUGGUGUCUCUAGCUGCACAUGAUUUCAACUCUGUGAUGUAUGAAGUCCAGAGUAACUUCAGGAUUCUAGAGCUCCCAGACGAAUUCGUUGUGCUCUCCCUGGCUGAACUGGCAACCAGAUAUGUGUCCCAAAGUAUUCCCUUCAUGAUGAUGACCUUGCUCACCAUGCAGACUAUGCUCAGGCUGGCCGAGGAUGAAAGUAUGAAGCAAACUUUCUGUAUCGCCCUUGAGAAGUUCAGCAAGGCCAUUUACAAGUAUGUCAACCACUGGAAAGACUUCCCCUAUCCCAGAAUGGAUGCCAACCGACUGUCUGACAAAAUCUUCAUGCUUUUCCGGUACAUAAUGGAAAAAUGGGCCCCCAUGGCCUCCCAUGCACAAAUUUUGGCCAUAGUAAAGGUCCAUGGCCCCACUGUGAGCCUGCUGCUACACCGAGAAGACUUCUGUGAAUUUGCCCUAAACCAGGUACACUGGCUCCUGAACCAGUAUAAAGACCAAGAGAUUGAUUUCCACAUCACUCAGAGUAUAAAAGAGAUACUGGCUGCAGCAGUCAUGUAUGACAUUGUCCUUCCCAGAAACUUGAGAAAAUCCAUCUUUAUCAAUUUACUUCACCAGUUCUGCAGAAUUCCAGAGCCUUCUGCAAAGGAAAAUGAAGUUGAAGCUUCAAACUGUUUCCUCAUUCUAGCCCAUUCCAAUGCAGCAGACCUGAUGGAAUUUUUUGAUGAACAGAUAAGAAGUAACAAUGAAGUUAUUCGAAUAGGAGUCUUGACUUUGUUAAAAUCAGUCAUCAGUGCUGAGGAACCCAGGUUGAGGGAUCACAUCAUUUCAAUUGAAAGAACAGUCAAAGUUGUCAUGGGUGACCCCAAUACAAAAGUGAGGAAAUCCACCCUUCUUCUCAUCCAAACCAUGUGUGAUAAGUGCUACAUUGAAGCCCGGGAAGGAUGGCCCUUGAUUGAUUAUGUCUUCUCCCAGUUUGCAAAGUCUAACAAGAAACUGGAAAAAACAGUGAAAUCUAAUUCCCACGAGGAAGAAAUUGGGGAGAAAUCUGUUCAAGAAACAAGUCUCAAGGUCCUUAAAAACCUGGAUCCACUUGCCUUUGGAAUGCCCCAGGUCCUAUGGCCAAGAAUCCUGACUUUUGUGGUGCCUGAAGAAUACACAGGAACCCUGGACUACCUGUUCAACAUCAUCCAAAUUCUGAUGAUGGCAGAAGAGAGGAAGAAGUAUAAUAUGAAGGAGUCAUCGGCACUCGUCCUCUCUACAGGAGCUGUGAACCUUCCUUCACCACAGCAGCUACUGGCCAGACUUCUGGUAAUAUCUGUGCUUGCCAGUCUAGGUUCGUUACGUGGAGCUGGUGCAAUAGGACUUUUGAAGACACUGCCUGAGAUAAUUCACCCCAAAUUGGUAGACUUAUGGAAAACACUAGUACCUGAGCUCCUGAAGCCUCUGGAAGGAAACAAUGCUAGUGUGCUGUGGGAACUCAUGCUGCUUCAGCUGCUCAAAGAAUCUUUAUGGAAAAUCAACGACACGGCCUGGACCAUCCAGUUGAGUCAGGAUUUCAAUCAGCAAAUGGACAGUUACAGCAAUACCUCCAUUGAGAAGAAAUUUCUUUGGAAAGCCUUGGGGACCACCUUAGCAUCCUGCCAAGAUACGGACUUUGUAAGCUCACAGAUUAAGGACUUUUUGAUUGCUCCCAGCCAACUGGGGGACCAGAGACAGGGAAUAACAUCUAUUUUAGGAUACUGUGCCGAGAACCACUUGGACAUUGUUUUAAAAGUUCUUAAAACAUUCCAGGAUCAGGAAAAGUUUUUCAUGAAUCGAUGUAAGUAUAUUUUUUCUGGGAAAAAGAAACUGACCAAAACUGAUGUCAUCGUGAUCUAUGGAGCUGUGGCCCUCCAUGCUCCCAAGGAGCAGCUUCUCACCAGGCUUAAUCAAGACUUCCUGGCCCAAAUCCUGUUCCUCUAUGGCCAGUGUUCUCAGGUUCUGGGCAUGACUGUGAUGAAUAAGGACAUAGAUCUGCAAAUGAGUUUCACCAGAAGCAUCACUGAGAUAGGCAUUGCUGUCCAAGAUGCUGAGGAUAAGCAGUUCCAGUUCUCCUACAAAGAAAUGCUGAUCGGUUACAUGCUGGACUUCAUCAGGGAUGAGCCCCUGGACUCCUUAGCUAGCCCCAUUCGGUGGAAAGCCUUAAUUGCCAUCAGGUACCUAAGCAAACUGAAACCUCAGCUCUCAAUAAACGAUCACCUUAAUAUUCUUGAGGAGAAUAUCCGGAAGCUGCUUCCCCUACCACCUCUAGAAAAGCUCAGAAACGAGGGCGAGACGGACAAGGACAAGGAGCACAUCAACUUUCUCUACGAACGAUCCAUGGAUGCUCUAGGAAAACUUCUGAAGUCCAUGAUAUGGGAUAAUGUGGAUGCAGAAAACUGCCAAGAAAUGUUCAAUCUUCUCCGAAUGUGGCUUGUUUCACAGAAAGAGUGGGAAAGAGAAAGAGCCUUCCAGAUCAUGGCAAAAGUGCUGACAAAUGAUAUUGAGGCACCAGAGAACUUCAGAAUCGGUUCGUUUCUGGGGCUCCUGGCUCCUCACUCCUGUGACAUCCUGCCCACCAUCCGCCAGGCAGCCACGAGUUCCAUGAUUGGCCUGUUCUGCGUAAAAGGUAUUCAAAUGGAAGUGGAAAGACUGCAGGAUUUGCAGCAAGGACUGGAAUGUGAAGACCUGCAGGUCCAGAUAAAGAUUUCUGCUAAAAUAGCUAAGAUUGCCUGCAAAUUCAUUCCAAGUGAAGAAAUCCUGAUGUUCUUGGAGGAGACCCUCGAUGGUCUGGAAAGCCUGGAUCCCUCGUGUACAAAGGCCUGCGGCAUAUGGAUGAUCACCACCCUCAGGGAGCACGGAGCCACGCUGGAAGACCAGCUACUGGAGAUCCUGGGCAUAAUUUACCACCACAUGCCAAUCCUCAGACAAAAGGAGGAAAGUUUUCAGUUUAUACUAGAAGCCAUCUCCCAGAUAGCCAGCUUUCACAUGGAUGCCGUUGUUGUCAACCUUUUACAGAAGCCUCUGCCCUUCGACAGGGACACAAAGACAUUGUGGAAGGCCUUAGCUGAAAACCCAGCUUCCACUGGCAAAGUCAUUCAAGUCUUAAUAGAGAAACUGGAGAUGGGAUUAGAAGAUGACGUAGCUGGGAAAGAAGUGAUUUCUGUGGCCUGUGCUAUAUAUGAAGUGAUCUCAGUGGGAACCCCUGUCACCGGCUUGUACCCAGAGCUGUUCACUCUCCUCCUGAAACUGGUCAGCUGCACGCUCGGCCAGAAGAUGCCCACUUCUUUCAUGAGCCACAGGAGGCACGUGAUGCAGCCUGGGGAACGGCAGCAGAUGCCAGACCCCUGCAGGCUCUCAACUACAACUCUGAAAUGUUUACAAGCACAAGCCAUGAAAGAAGGCCUUGCAAAAGAAUCUGACGAGGGGGACAAUUUGUGGACCCUCCUUUGCAGUCUUGAUAGCCAUCACAUAGGCGUAUGUGCACUGGCCAGGAGCAUGCUGGUGUGGCAGCGUGGAGUCAUCCUGGACAUCAUGGAGCAACUCUUCCCAUCCCUCACCUCCUCCUCAGAGAACUACCGGAUCACCGGCACAGCUUUCUUCUCUGAGCUCAUGAAGGAGCCAAGCCUUUGGAAGCUGGGGAAUCUACGAGACGUGCUGAUCUUGAUGGAUCAGAGUGCCUGGGAUUCCAAUGCCACGCUGAGGCAAAUGGCCAUCCGAGGGCUCGGUAACACAGCAUGUGGGGCUCCUUAUAAGGUGAAGAAGCAUAAGCAGAUAAUGUUAGAAUCUAUCAUCAGAGGCCUGUAUCACCUGGCUCGCACUGAAGUCGUCUGUGAAAGCUUGAAGGCUCUCAAAAAGGUCUUGGAGCUACUUACAGACAGAGACGUGAGCUUCUAUUUCAAGGAAAUAGUGCUGCAAACAAGAACCUUCUUUGAAGAUGAGCAAGAUGAUGUGAGACUGACUUCCGUCUUGUUAUUUGAGGAUCUGGCAUCCCUAACAGGAAGAAGGUGGAAGAUUUUUUUUGCUGAGGAAGUAAAAAAGAGCAUGAUCUCGUUCCUUCUCCACCUCUGGGACCCCAAUCCCAAGAUUGGAGCUGCUUGCCAUGAUGUCUUGGUCAUCUGCAUCCCCUUCCUGGGCCUUCAGGAGCUCUAUGGGGUAUUAGACCAUCUCCUUGAUCAGGAUCUACUAAGGGCCAGGGAUUUCUAUAGACAAUUCUGUGUGAAACUGGCAAAGAAAAACCAAGAAAUUCUGUGGAUCCUUCACACACACUCAUUCACCUUCUUCAACAGCAACUGGGAGGUGAUCCGAAGUGCAGCCCUCAAGCUCACAGAUGCCAUUGUUCUCAACUUGACCAACCAAUACGUGGCAUUAUUAGAGAGAGAACAAUUGAUCACACGUCUCCAAGAACUUCGGCAAGACCACUGUAUCAGCGUCCAGAGAGCAGCUGAAGCUGCUUUGCAGACCCUCCUGAGAAGGUGUAAAGAGACAAGCAUCCCUUUGUAA